Molecule: messenger RNA, 1038 nt
Organism: Lentinula edodes (shiitake mushroom)
Lineage: Eukaryota; Fungi; Basidiomycota; Agaricomycetes; Agaricales; Omphalotaceae
Exons: 6
Coding region: 1-1038 (345 amino acids)
Source: RefSeq, a predicted model, not a curated record
AUGGGCCGUCUCACCUUGUGGCGCUUUAUUAGCGAGCAGUGGCAGACAAUCAAACCAGUUGAGAAAGUCGACCUGACUGGCAAGACUGUCAUCAUCACUGGCGGAAAUGCUGGUCUCGGCUUUGAGGCUGCCAAACAUUUUGCGACUAUGAAUCCUGGUCGCUUGAUUAUAGCAUGCCGGAGCGAGGAGAAGGGCAAGGCUGCUCUUUCCAAGCUCUCACAAGACACAGGCUAUACUAAAGCGGAAAUUUGGACUCUUGAUCUCACCCGCUUCGCUUCCGUGCGUGAAUUUGCAGAUCGAUUCGAACGUGAAGGCGGGCGUCUCGAUAUAUUGGUAGAAAAUGCUGGUAUAAUCGGUUCAACUUCAUAUGAAAAAACGGAAGAUGGAUACGUCUCUAUCCUCCAAACCAAUGUCAUAUCCCCAUCUCUCCAUACGCUUCUACUUCUCCCUUACAUGAUAAAAACCGCGGAGGAGCACAAGACCAAACCAAGGAUCGUUCAGGUCUCUAGCGACGUUCACUACAGGGCUAUGGGCAAGAAGAACAAAAAGUUUGCGGACCAGUCCAACAUAAUUGACGCGCUGUCGAGUCUUGAAUAUCAUAAUCAGACACCUUUGAACAGCCACUAUUUUGACACUAAACUGCUCAACGUCUUCUUCGUGCGUGCGCUUCAAGCCCGUCUUGCAAAAUAUCCCUCUAUAAUCAUCGACGCUGUUAAUCCUGGAUAUUGUUACAGCGGAUUCCGCUCGAGUCUCUCAGGAGCGAGAGCCUUUAUCGACCAUUUAAUGGAAAUGCUUGUCGCACUUUCGACUGAGGAAGGUGGCCGUCAGCUUGUCUGGGCUGCGGUCGGUGGAUCUGGUUCGGAGGAAAAGCUCAAAGGGGGGUAUGUCUCGUUCGGCAAAGUCGUGGAACCGAGCGACUUUUCUAUCAGCGAGGAAGGACAAGCACUAGAAGAGAAAUAUUGGAAUCAACAGCUGGACAUCUUGAAAGGAGUCGAUCCGCGUGUAAAGCAGAUUAUCGAUGAGUACCUGCAGAAUUAA